AUGAACGGUGCCGACAAGUUCCGACACGCUUCAAUACGCGCUGGUCAGCGCUGGGCGCUGCCAUUUAAAAUUAAUAAACAACUGCGACAACACGCGCAAAUUACGGCAAGCAUAUUUAUUUUGAUAGAUAUUAAAAUGGAUAGUGACGUGUUGAUAUCCUUAGUCUUUAGUAAGCAACCUCUGUGGGACAAAAGGGAUAAAAGGCAUUGUAAUAGAAAGGUGAUUGACAAAUGUUGGAAAGAAAUAAGCGAGGCAAUGAAUGAAGACGGUGAUUCUAUUCUCGACCAAGACAAUCCCGAUCUAGACAAUCUCGAUCAAGACAAUCUCAAUCAAGACGAUCAAGCCAGCCCAAGCAAAGUCUCGGAGAAGAUAGAAAGCACCAAAACACAGAAAAAGAGUUCAGUACCACGCAAAAAAAUUCCAUAG
Diatraea saccharalis (sugarcane borer) is the source of this 426-nucleotide messenger RNA. NCBI's taxonomy places the organism in Eukaryota, Metazoa, Arthropoda, Insecta, Lepidoptera, Crambidae. The record is from the annotation of a GenBank genome assembly.